UAUUUGACAUCGGUGAAUGACCAGUACGCAAACAAUAACAUGUUGUGUAGAAUUGUUUCCGUGUUUUACAAACAAUCACAUUUCCUAGCUUACCAAUCAUGUGGACCGUCUGUUGAGCCGUUUUGCUAAACCAUGAGUUCGUAUCAAGAAACGCUAUUGCCGGAAAGUGUGGCUUCAGAUUCAUACUCGGAAUGGAACAACAUGUGCCGGACUUGUUUACAGCCUUGCGUAUCUCAGUCCAUCUUCGAAAAGGACGAAAGUUCGCUGCUUUCCUACGCGGAAAAAGUGAUGCAGUGUGUAAAUGUGACCAUCCGUGCAGCGGACAAUCUACCCGAUCGGAUCUGUUCGCAGUGCAUCGAAGAUCUGAAUGUGGCGUUCCGAUUCCGGUUGAACUGCAUGGAAGCUAACACCCUGUUGGAAGGGUCGGGUACAUUCGAUUGCAUUGAAGAGAAGCAACCUGAUUUGGCACCGAUCGUUAUGCCGCUAGAAUCCGUUCCGGACGAUGAGGUGCAGAUUGCAAUACAUCUAGAUACUGGAGUCAUGUAUACGUACAAACCACCGGCCGGUUUGAAUGUGAAGUUGACUCAUUCACUUUUAGGCAGCGAAGAAACUGCUGCUAACGACGAAAACAAUACAACAACCAUCGUUGGAAUUCUAGCUAACACUGACGAGGAUGAAGUUGCCAAGGAAGUUGAUCCUCCAACAACGCUGAUAGAUGACCCCGUCCCGAAUUCGAAUGAUACGACCGACGUAUCAAAAGAGGAUGAUGUAGAAUAUUUGGUGUACUUAGAAAACGAGUCGGAUGUGGUGCAGGCACUGGCAGAAAAUACUGAAUUGAUGCAAUCUAAUCUUGAGAAACAAACGGAACCACCAACGAACCAUAUUGCCGUUGCCGAAAAUCAAAAUCAUUCCACCGAAGAGGAAGGCGUAAAAACGUUACAAACCAUCCGCAAGACAAACCGGCCGAACGAGAUGAAACCAACAAUUGAAAUGAUAAAGUCCGAGCCGACCACGGACGGUACCGGCGUGGAGACGGUAAUACGCAUCAAGCGUAACCUUGCCGGACCGAAACCAUCGUUUUUAUGUAAAAUCUGUAAUGUAACGUACAAACACAAGCAUGCGCUCGAUACGCACAUGCGGCGACAUUGGGGUGAUCGGCCACACAAGUGUGAAUACUGUGAAAAAUCGUUUGUCGUCCCAUUCGAGCUGCAGCGUCACGUGCGUAUUCACACGGGACAAAAACCGUACAAGUGUCAGUAUUGCGAUCGAGCAUAUUCGGACUUUGGUAGCAAAACGAAACACGAACGUACGCAUACGGGCGAACGACCUUACGCGUGUGAUUUUUGUGGCAAAACAUUCUCCUACUCUCACGUACUAAGUAGCCACCGUCUCAUACAUACGGGUGUGAAGAAAUAUGGUUGUACGAUCUGUGGGAAACACUUCUCAAAAUCACAUCAUCUGAAAUCGCACUGCAAUACGCACAGCGACCGUCGCAGGCGGACCGUAAAAACGACGGAUGAUGCAGAUGAACUGCAAGCUGAAAAUAACACCAAGCAAGACACAACAACAAACGUUGUGUAUUCGGAAAUGCUUCAGGAUGAGUUAAUAGCAACGAACGACGAUGAGGUUACAGUGCACGGGACCCGUACCUUGAACCUCCGCCAGCAGCAACCGGACGGUGGUGAUGUGCUUGUCGAUGCAUAUCCCGAUACUGGUGCUGGACUGCUUGUAACCGAAUGGCCAAUGGUGGUGGAUGGUGUAAAGGGGGAAGAAGAAUGCGCGAACGUAACCACAGCCGGUGUAACGAUCGUACCGGAAGAGUUGGAACACGUUUCCAUUGUUAACUUUAGUGAUUAUAUGAUCAAAACGGAGGUUCUCGACGGUUUCAUGGUGGAAGACUCCGUGGACCGAGAUCCGCUGGUAGGGCGACAAUUUAUGGGCCCAUGAUUGAUAGCGGAAUUUACCGUGGAAAGGAUGCGGAUGCAGACAUGACUGAUAAAGAGUACAAUUCGUUCCCGAGUUCCAUUUGUCUUCGAGCUUUUUGCGUUUACUUUCUACUCGUCGCAUGCGCUCUGGUAGAAACGACCCUAUUUAAUUAAUUUGCUGACCUGUUUGAUUUCUCCCUUUUGCUAUCGUCUUUCUGUGUCCAUUCCUAUGUCUCUUAACUUUCUUGCAUGUUCCGUGAUCUUUAUGUCCUUUUAUUCUUUGUAUGCCAGGGUUUUUUGUAUAGUCCUCGUACUAAUGAGCUUUACCAUACUAUGUACAGAACGUGAUGGAAAUAAUAGUAUAAAUAAUAGAUCAUGUGUAUAAACUAGCCAAAGGUCGAUAGAAACUCAUGUACUUCAUGGAGAAAUAUACACGCACAAGAUAGAAAAAAGGAUAUUUUUACUAUUUUUUUAAAAAGAAAACUACUACAAAUCUUUCGAUUGGGAAUGUUUCCAUGUGAAAGUACACACACUUAAGGGUAU
Messenger RNA from Anopheles funestus (African malaria mosquito), 2468 nucleotides. Its product is annotated as zinc finger and BTB domain-containing protein 14-like. The record is from RefSeq and is a predicted model, not a curated record. The coding region runs from base 133 to 1947 and encodes 604 amino acids. Gene Ontology annotation, cellular component: nucleus. Lineage: Eukaryota; Metazoa; Arthropoda; Insecta; Diptera; Culicidae. The transcript has 4 exons. Gene Ontology annotation, molecular function: zinc ion binding.